AUGCAGACUGCUUCUACAAACAUUUGUGAAAGACUGUGCAAUAAGUCCUUUCAUGAAAUUUCCUUGCUACUAAAUAUUCCACGAUCAAAUGUUAGUGGUAUUAUAACAAAGUGGAAGCAACUGGGAACAUCAGCAGCUCAGCCACGAAGUGGAAGGCCACGUAAAAUGACAGAGCAGGGUCAGCUUAUGCUGAAGCACACAGUGCACAAACUGUCUGCUGAGUCAAUAGCUAAAUACCUCCAAACUUCAUGUGGCCUACAGAUUAGCACAACAACAGUGCGUAGAGAGCUUAUGGAAUUGGUUUCCAUGGCUGAGCAGCAGCAUCCAAGCCAUACAUCACCAAGUGCAAAUGCAAAGUGACUUAUGCAGUGGCAUAAAGCUCGCCACCACUGGAAUC
This is a messenger RNA of Staurois parvus, 397 nucleotides long. The record is from the annotation of a GenBank genome assembly. NCBI's taxonomy places the organism in Eukaryota, Metazoa, Chordata, Amphibia, Anura, Ranidae.